Messenger RNA from Carassius carassius (crucian carp), 11026 nucleotides. RefSeq names its product neurofibromin-like. Bases 228 to 8498 code for a protein of 2756 amino acids. The transcript is spliced from 57 exons. Gene Ontology annotation, biological process: regulation of GTPase activity. Lineage: Eukaryota; Metazoa; Chordata; Actinopteri; Cypriniformes; Cyprinidae. The record is from RefSeq and is a predicted model, not a curated record.
GAUUCAAACUUCCGGUGGUGUGUCAUGGCGGCGUGGUGGAGUAUGCUUGAAGUGAAAAACUAAAACAACCCCCCCUCCUCCCUCCACCUUCUCCUCUGUUCUCCACCUUGAUUAUUUUGCGGAGCGGUCUAGGGGGUAUUUGUCGCAUCAGGGGCGAAUCGGGUGCAGGAAUCUGGAUCGCAAAAGUGAUUGAUAGGAGACACAGUGGCGCGCGCAUCCGCCUGAGCAUGGCGGCGCACAAACCCGUGGAAUGGGUCCAGGCCAUCAUUAAUCGAUUCGACGAACAGCUCCCAAUUAAAACAGGACAGCAGAGCACCCACACCAAAGUGAGCACAGAGCACAAUAAAGAAUGUUUGAUCAACAUCUCCAAGUACAAAUUUGCCCUCGUCAUCAACGGUCUGACCAACAUACUCAAAAAUGUGAACAACAUGUCUUCUAGUCUAGCAGAGAAGAACCUCUACCUCUCCCAGCUGAUUAUCCUGGACACACUGGAGAAGUGUUUGGCAGGGCAACCCAAGGACUGCCUAAGGCUGGAUGAGGCCAUGUUGGUAAAACAGUUGCUCCCUGAAAUCUGCCACUUCCUGCACUCGUACCGUGAGGGCCAGCAUCACGCUGCUCAGCUGCGCAGUUCUGCCUCUGCCGUGCUUUUCUCUCUCAGCUGCAACAACUUCAAUGCCGUCUUCAGUCGUAUCUCCACCAGGUUGCAAGAGCUCACAGUUUGUACAGAGGACACAGUGGAUGUCCAUGACAUUGAGCUCAUCCAGUAUAUCAAUGUAGACUGCUCCAAGUUAAAGAGACUCCUACAAGAAACAGUACUUAAAUUCAAAUCUUUGAAAAAGCCGGCUCAACUUGCAGUAAUCAGCAGUUUGGAAAAGGCAUUCUGGAACUGGGUUGAACACUACCCUGAUGAGUUCACUAUGCUCUAUCAGAGACCCCAGGCUGAUAUGGCUGACUGUGCAGAAAAACUGUUCGACCUGGUGGACAGUUUUGCAGAGAGCGCAAAAAGAAAGGCUGCUGUGUGGCCACUACAGAUCAUCCUCCUCAUCCUCUGUCCAGAGAUCACUCAGAGCAUCACCAAAGAAGUAGGGGGGGAGGAGAAAGCUAACAAGAAGUCAUUUGUGGACAGUCUACGGAAGGCUCUGGGACAACACAGCAGCAGUAGACAGUUGACAGAAAGUGCGGCCGUCGCAUGCGUCAAACUCUGCAAAGCAUGCACUUACAUCAACUGGGAGGACAAUUCUGUCAUCUUCCUCCUAGUUCAGUCCAUCGUCAUGGACCUUAAGGGUCUUCUGUUUAACCCUACUAAGCCAUUCUCAAGGGGUGCAGGCUGCCAGAGCGCCGAUGUGGAUUUGAUGAUCGACUGCUUUGUGUCAUGUUAUCGCGUCAGCCCUCGUAACAACCAGCAUUUUAAGGUAUGCCUGGCCUCGACUUCCCCUCCUACCUUCCAUUUUGUCUUGGUCAACUCCCUGCACAAAAUUAUCACCAAUUCACACCUGGACUGGUGGCCGAAGAUUGACGCCAUCUACUGCUACUCAGGAGAACUGCGCACCAUGUUUGCUGACACAUUGGGUCGAGUGGUUCAGAGUCUUGGUGCCCAUCCACCGCUGAGGAUGACAUCAAGUCUGACAUUCAAAGAGAAAAUGACGACUAGUUUAAAGUUCAAGGAGAAGUCCACUGACCUUGACUCGCGUUCUCUGCUGCUGGCCCUGGUCAAACUCAUCCACGCUGACCCCAAAUUAAUGCUGCAUAACCCAGGGAAACCCGGUCAAGAGAUCCAGAACAGCACAGCUGAGCUCAUCAAAGGUCUGGUCCAGCUGGUUCCUCUCAACCACAGUACUGAGCUUUCACAGGAAGCCAUGGAGGCACUGUUGGUGUUACAUCAGCCAGAAACGAUUGAGCUGUGGAACCCUGAUGCACCCAUUGAGACCUUCUGGGACAUCAGCUCCCAGGUCUUAUUUCUGAUCUGCAAGAAGCUGAUUGGACAUCAGAUGAUCAACAGUACAGAGAUACUGAAGUGGCUCAGAGAGAUUCUCAUAUGUAGAAACAGGUUUCUCCUAAAGAACAAGGAGUGUGCCACACAGGGCAGUCUCAUCCCUAUCAGCAGACAGGCUCAGACCAAGCUGGAGGUGUGUCUCUACACCUUCCUGUGGAGCCCUGACGCAGAGGCUGUGUUGGUGGCCAUGUCCUGUUUCCGGCAUCUCUGCGAGGAGGCGGACAUCCGCUGCAGUGUGGACGAGCUGCCUGUGCACACGGUCCUGCCCAACUACAACACCUUUAUGGAGCUGGCCUCUGUCAGCAAUAUGAUGGCUACAGGCCGCAACACACUUCAGAAGAGAGUGAUGGCGCUGUUAAGGAGGAUAAAAUACCCUACAGCUGGAAAUUUAGAGGCAUGGGAAGACACAUAUGCAAAAUGGGAGCAAGCUACUAAACAGAUACUCAACCACCCGAAAAAAGUGGAAGAUGGAAAGGAGUGGAUCAACAUGACCGGUUUCUUGUGCGCUCUGGGAGGGGUUUGUCUCCAGCAGCGGAGCACCCCUAGCCUAGGCACCUACAGCCCUCCUAUGGGCCACCUAACCGAACGCAAGGGCUCUAUGAUCUCUAUGGGCUCUUGUGAGGUCAACAGCGAGACGUCUCUUAACAGGUUUCUGGAGCGUCUGCUGGGUCUCAUGGUCUGUACGCAUGAAAAGGUUGGCGUGCAGAUUCGCACCAACGUCAAAGACCUUGUUGGACUGGAGCUCAGUCCAGCUCUCUACUCCAUGCUCUUCACCAAGCUACGCAACAGCAUUGGACGUUUUUUUGAGACCCAGGGUCCGGUUCCCAUUACAGACACGAACACACUGUUUGUAGAGCAGACCAUCGCCAUCAUGAAGAACCUGCUUGACAGUCACACUGAAGGAAGCUCAGAGCACCUCGGUCAAGCCAGCAUUGAGACCAUGAUGCUCAAUCUAGUUAGGUAUGUGCGUAUUUUAGGGAACGUUGUCCAUGCCAUUCAGAUCAAAACUAAGCUGUGCCAGCUCGUGGAGGUGAUGAUGGAACGCAGGGAUGACCUCUCCUUCUGCCAAGAGAUGAAAUUCAGAAAUAAAAUGGUGGAGUACCUCACAGACUGGGUGAUGGGAAUCUCUAAUCAAGCAGCAGACGAUGACGUCAAAUGUCUGACCCGGGAUCUGGACCAGGCGAGUAUGGAGGCAGUAGUGUCUCUGUUGGCUGGUCUUCCCCUGCAGCCUGAGGAGGGUGAUGGAGUUGAGCUGAUGGAGGCCAAGUCUCAGCUCUUCCUGAAAUACUUUACGCUGUUCAUGAACCUGCUGAAUGACUGCAGCGAGGUCGAGGAAGACGGCCAGCAGGUGGCAGGCCGGAAACGUGGGAUGUCCAGACGACUGGCAUCUCUGCGGCACUGUACUGUGCUGGCCAUGUCUAAUCUGCUCAACGCUAAUGUGGACAGCGGCCUCAUGCACUCCAUCGGUCUGGGGUACCAUAAGGACCUGCAGACGCGAGCUACGUUCAUGGAGGUGCUCACUAAGAUCCUUCAGCAAGGGACGGAGUUCGACACGCUUGCAGAGACUGUGCUUGCAGACCGCUUUGAGAGACUCGUCGAGCUGGUCACCAUGAUGGGAGACCAGGGCGAGCUGCCCAUAGCCAUGGCACUGGCCAAUGUGGUCCCCUGCUCUCAAUGGGAUGAGCUGGCCAGGGUGUUGGUGACAUUGUUCGACUCCCGUCAUCUGCUGUAUCAGCUUCUAUGGAACAUGUUCUCAAAAGAGGUAGAGCUGGCCGACUCUAUGCAGACCCUCUUCAGAGGAAACAGCCUAGCCAGCAAGAUUAUGACCUUUUGCUUUAAGGUGUAUGGCGCUGCAUAUCUGCAGAAGCUUCUGGAGCCGCUGUUGAGAGGAAUCAUCACCACGCCAGAGUGGCAGCAAAUCAGUUUUGAAGUAGACCCUACCAGGCUCGAACCAGCAGAGAACCUGGAGGAGAACCAGAAGAACCUGCUGCAGAUCACAGACCGCUUCUUCCUGGCCAUCAUCAACUCUUCAACCGAGUUUCCUCCACAGCUGCGCAGUGUGUGCCACUGUCUCUAUCAGGCUACUUGCCACUCCCUUCUGAAUAAAGCCACUGUUAAAGAAAAAAAGGAAAACAAAAAAUCCGUGGUCAGUCAGCGGUUUCCUCAGAACAGUAUCGGUGCAGUAGGAAGUGCCAUGUUCUUGCGCUUCAUUAACCCAGCUAUUGUAUCACCAUAUGAGGCAGGCAUCCUAGACAAGAAACCACCACCUCGCAUCGAGCGUGGCCUCAAGCUAAUGUCUAAGGUACUCCAAAGCAUUGCUAAUCAUGUCCUUUUCACAAAAGAGGAGCAUAUGCGUCCCUUUAAUGAUUUUGUCAAAAGCAACUUUGAUGCUGCCAGAAGGUUCUUCUUGGAUAUUGCAUCUGAUUCUCCGCCAAGUGACUCUGUGAACCACAGUCUGUCUUUCAUCAGUGACGGCAAUGUGCUUGCCCUGCACCGUCUGUUAUGGAACAACCAGGAAAGAAUCGGCCAAUACCUGUCCAGCAAUAGGGACCACAAGGCAGUGGGUCGCAGACCAUUUGACAAGAUGGCCACCCUCCUGGCGUACCUGGGCCCCCCUGAACAUAAGCCAGUAGCUGACACACACUGGUCCAGCCUCAACCUCACCAGCUCAAAGUUUGAGGAGUUUAUGACAAGGCAUCAAGUUCAUGAGAAGGAGGAAUUUAAAGCUUUAAAGACCCUCAACAUCUUUUACCAAGCUGGCACAUCUAAGAAUGGCAGCCCAGUCUUUUACUACAUUGCACGCAGGUUCAAAACUGGACAAAUCAAUGGUGAUCUUCUGAUCUAUCACGUCCUUCUGACCCUCAAGCCUUACUAUGCCAAGCACUACGAGAUCGUAGUAGACCUCACCCACGUGGGCCCCAGUAACCGCUUCAAGACGGACUUUUUAUCAAAAUGGUUUGUGGUCUUUCCAAACUUUGCCUACGAGAAUGUGGCUGCCGUGUACAUCUACAACUGCAACACCUGGGUACGAGAGUACACCAAAUACCAUGAGCGACUACUGACCGGCCUCAAGGGGAGCAAGAAGCUGUUGUUUAUCGACUCGCCUGCACGUCUGGCUGAAUACAUCGAACCUGAGCAGCAGAAGCUGCCUGCAGCUACCUUGGCCCUGGAAGAGGACCUCAAAGUGUUCCACAAUGCCCUGAAACUGGCACACAAGGACACAAAGGUGUCGAUCAAGGUGGGAUCAACAGCUGUUCAGGUCACCUCUGCUGAGCGAACGCGUGUCCUUGGACAGCCCGUUUUCCUGAACGACAUAUACUAUGCCUCAGAGAUCGAGGAGAUAUGCCUGGUGGACGAGAACCAGUUCACACUGACCAUCGCUAACCAGGGCACCCCUCUCACGUUCAUGCACCAGGAGUGCGAAGCCAUCGUUCAGUCCAUCAUCCACAUCCGCACACGCUGGGAGCUCUCCCAACCGGACUCCAUUCCCCAGCACACCAAGAUCAGGCCUAAAGAUGUUCCUGGCACCCUGCUCAACAUCGCCCUCCUCAACCUGGGUAGCUCUGACCCCAGUCUGAGGUCAGCUGCGUACAAUCUCCUUUGUGCCUUAACCUGCACCUUCAACCUGAAGAUUGAAGGCCAACUCCUGGAAACAUCUGGCUUGUGCAUUCCAGCCAACAACACCCUUUUUAUUGUGUCCAUUAGCAAAACGCUAGCAGCUAAUGAGCCCCACCUCACUCUGGAGUUCCUAGAAGAGUGCAUCUCUGGCUUCAGCAAGUCAAGUAUUGAGCUGAAGCAUCUGUGUCUGGAGUAUAUGACUCCUUGGCUGCGUAAUUUGGUGCGCUUUUGUAAACACAAUGACGAUGCUAAACGGCAGCGUGUCACGGCUAUCCUGGACAAACUCAUUACUAUGACCAUCAAUGAGAAGCAGAUGUACCCCUCCAUACAGGCGAAGAUAUGGGGCAGCUUGGGGCAGAUCACAGACCUGCUUGAUGUGGUGUUGGAUAGCUUCAUAAAGACUAGUGCUACCGGGGGUUUGGGAUCCAUCAAGGCUGAAGUGAUGGCCGACACAGCUGUAGCUCUGGCUUCAGGAAAUGUCAAGCUGGUGUCCAGCAAGGUGAUUGGCCGAAUGUGUAAGAUCAUCGAUAAGACGUGCCUGUCCCCCACUCCCACCCUUGAGCAGCACCUGAUGUGGGAUGACAUCGCCAUCCUGGCCCGUUACAUGCUCAUGCUUUCCUUCAACAACUCUCUGGACGUGGCCGCUCAUCUGCCCUACCUGUUCCAUGUCGUCACCCUGCUGGUGGCCACUGGCCCGCUGUCACUCCGAGCCUCAACACAUGGCCUCGUUAUCAACAUCAUUCACUCGCUCUGCACCUGCUCACAGCUCAACUUCAGCGAGGAGACUAAACAGGUGCUGCGUCUGAGUCUGACGGAGUUCUCCCUGCCCAAGUUCUACCUGCUGUUCGGCAUCAGUAAGGUCAAAUCUGCGGCGGUCAUCGCCUUCCGCUCCAGCUACAGAGACCGCUCGUUCUCCCCCGGCUCCUAUGAGAGAGAGACCUUUGCUCUGUCUUCCCUGGAAACGGUUACAGAGGCUCUUUUGGAGAUCAUGGAGGCCUGUAUGAGAGACAUUCCCGGAUGCAAAUGGUUGGAUCAGUGGACUGAAUUGGCACAAAAGUUUGCAUUCCAGUAUAACCCAUCUCUCCAGCCACGGGCGCUGGUUGUGUUCGGUUGCAUCAGUAAACGUGUGACUCAUGGACAGCUCAAACAGAUCAUUCGUAUUCUCAGUAAAGCAAGUCCUCUGCUCAGCAUUGAUCGGGGGCUGGAGAGCUGCUUAAAGGGGCCGGAUAAUUACAACAGCCAGGUUCUUAUUGAGGCCACCGUCAUCGCUCUCACCAAACUACAGCCUCUCCUCGAUCAGGAUUCUCCCAUGCAUAAAGCUCUGUUCUGGGUGGCUGUGGCUGUGCUUCAGUUGGAUGAAGUGAAUCUGUACUCUGCCGGUACCGCUUUACUGGAGCAGAACCUGCACACACUGGACAGCCUCCGGGUGUUUAAUGAUAAGAGUCCUGAGGAGGUCUUCAUGGAGAUCCGGAAGCCUCUGGAAUGGCAUUGUAAACAAAUGGACCAUUUUGUGGGACUCAACUUUGCCUCCAACUUCAACUUUGCAUUAGUUGGGCACUUGCUUAAAGGAUACAGGCAUCCUUCUUCCACCACUGUGGCGAGGACAGUCCGUAUCCUUCAUACACUCCUGGGCCUUGUGGGAAAACACCGCAGCUGUGACAAGUUUGAGGUGAACACGCAGAGUGUGGCCUAUCUGGCAGCAUUGCUCACAGUAUCGGAGGAGGUGAGGAGCCGCUGCAGCCUAAAGCACAGGAAGUCAUUGCUGCUCUCAGACGUUGCCAUGGAGAACUUUCCCAUGGACGCGUACUCUGUGUACGACACUGAGCCUGGAUGCAGGCUUCUGCAUGAAAACCAGCCCUGGGCUUCUCCAAAAGUGUCAGAGCACAGUCUUGCACCUCCGUACUCAGCCAUGGGGCAGACCAGCCUUCGCCCACGCAAAUCCAUGAGCGUAGACAUGGGCCAGCCAUCACAGGCCAAUGCGAAGAAACUUCUGGGUACUAGAAAGAGUUUUGAUCACCUAAUUUCGGACUCAAAAGCCCCGAAGAGACCAGACAUGGAGACAGGCAUCACCACUCCUCCAAAGAUGAGACGGGUUUCUGAAAAUGACUACGAGAUAGAAACUCAGCGAAUAGCCAACUCCCAUUUACGCAAAGUUUCUGUGUCUGAGUCCAAUGUCCUCCUGGAUGAGAACGUUCUCACAGAUCCGAAGAUCCAGACGCUGCUCCUCACUGUACUGGCAACACUGGUGAAAUACACUACGGAUGAGUUUCAUCAGCGGAUCCUUUACGAGUAUUUGGCGGAGGCCAGUGUGGUGUUCCCCAAGGUCUUUCCAGUAGUCCACAACCUGCUGGACUCCAAGUUAAGCACCGUCCUUUCCAUGUGCCAGGACCCCAACCUCCUGAACCCCGUCCACGGCAUCAUUCAGAAUGUGGUUUAUCAUGAGGAGUCUCCUCCUCAAUACCAGCCAUCCUGCUUACAGAGUUUCGGUUUCAACGGGCUUUGGAGGUUUGCCGGGCCCUUUACUAAGCAAACCCAAAUUCCAGACUAUGCCGAGCUCGUGGUUAAGUUCCUAGAUGCUUUGAUCGACACUUACCUUCCUGGUAUUGAAGAAGAAGGAGGGGAGGAGUCUCUGCGCACGCCCACCUCUCCGUAUCCCCCCACGGUUCAGAGCCAGCUCAGCAUCACAGCCAACCUCAACCUGUCCAACUCCAUGACAUCUCUAGCCACCUCACAGCACUCCCCAGGCAUUGACAAGGAGAACGUUGAGAUUUCUCCAACCUCGAGUCUCUCUACCGGUGGGCGAGCGCGACACGGGUCAGCCAGCCAGGUACAGAAGCAGCGCAGUGCAGGCAGCUUCAAACGGCCGAGCAUCAAAAAGAUCGUCUGAGAAGACUUGAAGCAUUUCUACCUACUCCGUGGCCACCGUUCUUCUCCACGAAUCCUGUUUGCUUUCCGUCGUCCAGUUAACAAGGUUCCUGCAUUGAAGAACCGCUUAAGUGUUUGGUUUUUAAUACCAGUUGAAGCUUGCCACACACUUGCCUAAGUGAACUACUUCGGGAGAAUGCACUGAAAACUCCGGGUUGCACUCAAUAUCGAAAAUGUCUUGGGACUGACCACACUGAAAUGCUAAAUCUGUCCAGUCAAGGCGUCCACUCUUCGUUUUGCACAAACUUGAGACUAUGUCCUUAUCGACGUCUGAAAGAAACACAUGAAUGAGAAACUGAUCUGAUCAGCCACUACAGCAAACAGAUGACCAACCCUGUGGAGACUCUUAGGAUCAUUAUCCUGCUCUGGCAUCUGGCCUUUUUCCAUUUAGUCCCGGACCCGCUACGGGAUGGACGUGUACGACCUGUCCUGUCCUGAUAUCCACAGGCUUGAAAUCCGGAUCGCGAUCCAAGAUUAUCUGUGUACUAUACUAUUGACGAUAAUAACAAUCUCAUGUUUUGGGUUCUUAUUUUAUCCAUUGUGUGCCUUUGUCAGGGUUUUCAGCUGUGUAUAGUUUGUAAAAUAGGCAAGACCUGGCUAAGGAAGGGAAAACAGGUACUAAUUAUGAAAACGUGUUGAGGCUUUAACAUUUACCAUAUUGUCCAUUGGUCGCUACGGUGUAAACAGUACCAUGUGACCAUCAAAUACGAGAAUAUCAUAUUGCAGCAUCUAAAUAUUUAUUCUGUAAAUGGAGAUCACAUGAAGGUUUGCCUUGGGAUCGUUAUCAUCAGUCGUCGAAAAAAAACUAGAGGAGCGGCGGAUGAGUAUGCAUCCUUAUGUCGUUUUUUUUUUUUUUUGUCCAAAAAUGCACAAAUCAAACACGACAAUUUGGCAUUAAUAUUCACAUUUUAGCAUUGUCUCACUGUGGUGAAAUAUGUUUUUUUAUUUGUUUCAUUAAACACUAUGUGUGUAUACAAGUUGCACAUGUUUAAAGUGUGUGUUCAGGAAGUAUCUGUGCAUACCUUUUACCUUCCUCUGUUCCCGUCCCACUAAAAGCUCACAUAGGGAACAGGAAUCCCAGUCCCGCCACAAGCUGACAUAGUAACAUUGCACCAAAGACAAGUUUGCAAUAUUGUGAGGGGAAACUGUUGUGAACUCCAUUUUGUAUAUUUUUAUGUCUGUCUUGUCUAUGUUGUAUGCCUUAAAUAAUUAUUUCUUCCAUACAGUUCUCACUAACUUUGUAACCAUGUUUUUGGCGUUUAAUUGAAUAGUUUUCUCACUCGCCGCUUAACCAGUGAAUUGCAAAAAUAACCACAAUUGUGCCAUUUAAGUUUGAAUUAACAUGCCAUUAGCAGGGCUUCAGUGUAUUAAAUUUACAAUGGCCGUCAAAAUUUAAGUGGGCGAUUUUUGUGUGCAAUGUUAUCUGCAUUAUUUUUUUUUACUUAGUUCUGCAAAUCUACGAGGAGAAAACGGUAGUGUACUUAGUAACAGACUCACAGUACAUGAUGCGUUUGCUUUCUUUAAAUGCUUAUUAAAGGGAAAUUGUAUUACUAAAGAAGGGUACCUGCCAAAUGUUUGAGGAUGGUAUAUUUAUGCAUAAUUGUAAUUUUGUGUUUCUGAAGAGAUUGCAUAGAAAUACGCGAGUACCCGAUGUUUCACACUUAAAAUUGGGACCAAAUCAAUGUCAUUCUUCCACUUCAUUUGUAGAUUUAUUUAACAUUUCCGUUGGUUUUACAACAUACUAUCCAGCAGAUCCAAAAUGUACUUUUAAUGCUGACUUGUGGUUAUUUUGGGGCACUAAGUAUUUACAGUGAAAUAUCGUCCCAACAGCAAAUUUCUGAUGACAAUGAUUUAUGAUCAAAAAUGAGACUUGAAAUUACUUGUCGUAAUGGCCAAUUUCCAUCAGUCCAUGUCAAAUUUACAGUUUUUCAUAUAAAUGGAAAAUAUGAAGGAACAUAUGACCCAAUCGUGUGUUUGAAGUGUAAGAUUUUUUUUUUUAUCCAUUACUCUGAAUAACCAGAAUAUAACUCCUUUUUCUUGAAUUUUCUAUGUUGUUGCAUUGCUACUACCAAUCUAGAACUGACCUAAUCUCAUAUGUCAACACUUUAAGACAAUAAAGAAGGCACAGUCUUGACUGCCGUGAUGGCGAAUAGGACACAUGACAUGCCCCUAAGCCUUUUAAAUUGCGUAUGUAAUUAAACGGUCUUAUGUACUCAUCAUAAACAGACUAAAAAGGUGGUUUAUUUUAUAUUAUUCAAGAUGUGUGUUUGUCUGAUGCAUAUGCUACAUUUUUAAUUGCAUUGGUCCUCUGUAAACAAUGUAUCUGUCACCUGUAAAUAUGUUUGUGUAAAAUUGGAAGGUAUAUAAAUACAAGUGUAAAUAUAUGUGAUAUUGUAUUACUUGCUUUUUUGUAAAGCGGUUAGUUGCUGUACAUGUAUAACAUGGCAAUUUAAUUAUACCAGUGUUCGUAAUAAAAGUUUCCCUCUGUUA